AUGGGAUACGUGCCUCAAGAUCUGCGCCUUCCCCUACGUGUCAGAUUUCCCGUGAAGGCGCGCUUUGUGAGUUAUGCCUUUCCACCGUGGUACCAGUUCGGACAUAACCCUAGGAAAGCACACUUCCCAAUCCGCGCUUUUCGUCCAACUGUAAGAAAUGGUGGCAGAUCGUUUUUUUCUAACAAAAACGAAAAAUCAAUCAUUCUGCAUGCAACAUUCUACCGGAUUUUCAAGAAGAAAUCAACGGAAAGUUUCCAGUCGCUGCCGUACCAGGUGGCAUUGUUCAGUUGCAUGCUGUGGCUGUACUACGCGUUGGUUAAAAAGGGUGCUUUCCUCCUCAUCACCAUCAACUCAUUCGGAUGCGUUGUCGAGACUGUUUACAUAUCUAUGUACUUGGCUUAUGCUUCGAAGGAUAGCAGGAAGUCUGCCAUGAAACUUUUUGUGGCAAUGAACGUGGUGAUCUUCUCUUUCAUUCUCAUCCUCACACACUUUAUGCUCAAGAGUUCGAUUCGUGUCCCGGUUAUUGGCUGGAUUUGUGUUUCCAUCUCUGUGUCAGUCUUCGCAGCACCCUUGAAUAUCAUGGCAAGAGUUGUUCGAACAAAGAGUGUUGAGUUCAUGCCUUUCAACUUAUCAUUCUUCCUCACACUGAGUGCAGUCAUGUGGUUCUCCUGCGGGCUCUUCAUUAAGGACCUCUGCGUAGCUCUCCCUAACGUACUAGGCUUCAUACUGGGAAUGCUCCAGAUGAUCCUAUACGCAGUCUACAGACACAGCGAAAGGGCAACUGCCAUGGACGAGAAGAAGCUUCCAGAACAAACGAAAAACAUCGUCGUACUCGGCACAUUAAGCGCCUCCGAAGUUCAUCCCGUAGCUUUAGACAUUCAACAUGCUGAUAAGCAACCACCACCACCGAGGCUCUCGUUGGACCGGUCCCAGAGAUGA
Hibiscus syriacus is the source of this 939-nucleotide messenger RNA. Its product is annotated as bidirectional sugar transporter SWEET15-like. Gene Ontology annotation, biological process: carbohydrate transport. The transcript is spliced from 6 exons. The record is from RefSeq and is a predicted model, not a curated record. Lineage: Eukaryota; Viridiplantae; Streptophyta; Magnoliopsida; Malvales; Malvaceae. Bases 1 to 939 code for a protein of 312 amino acids. Gene Ontology annotation, molecular function: sugar transmembrane transporter activity. Gene Ontology annotation, cellular component: membrane.